AUGAUAUCCAUCCAGACUGCCCGCCUCGACAUCCGCCCCCUCGUCCUCUCGGACGCGGAGGAUGUGUCAAAGGGAACACCGGAUUUGAGUAUCUCGCAGACGAUAGAUUGGAUGUUAUCUCGCUCGUUGGGACCUGAGGCCGAUGAGACUACGGUAUCCCCGACGAAGGAGGAGGAGAAGGAGAAGAAGAAGUCUAGUCCGAAUGUCAUAUUCGCGGUUCGGGAACUACAGCCCAGUGCUGCAUUUCCGGGGUCGAAGGUCAUCGGGACCAUGGGGAUUAAGCGGUUGGCGAUGCCUUUGGAUCCGGUGGGGUCGAAUCGGGUGCGCUGGGAGCUGGGGUAUGGGUUUCAUGUUGGGGCGUGGGGGAAAGGGUAUGCGACUGAGGCGGCGAGGGGGCUGCUGGGCCAUUUUGAGGAGAUUAAGCGGGCUUUAGAGGGGCAGGGGCAGGGGGCAGGGGGGGGAGGAGGAGGCGGCGGUUUUGGUUGUCGAGGGGUUGUGGGCUGCUACUGCGAAGGAGAACUUAGGGAGUCAGGCGGUGCUGAGGAAGUGUGGGUUUGGGUUGGUUGGGGAGUUUGUAGAUGA
Aspergillus bombycis is the source of this 582-nucleotide messenger RNA. RefSeq names its product GNAT family N-acetyltransferase. The transcript has 2 exons. NCBI's taxonomy places the organism in Eukaryota, Fungi, Ascomycota, Eurotiomycetes, Eurotiales, Aspergillaceae. The record is from RefSeq and is a predicted model, not a curated record. Gene Ontology annotation, molecular function: acyltransferase activity, transferring groups other than amino-acyl groups. The coding region runs from base 1 to 582 and encodes 193 amino acids.